CAACCACCUCUCUCUCUACACUCCACCAUCCUUUCCAAAACACUCGUUAAUCAUGCGAAAUCUAGACUUUACACUGCUCUUCCUCUUCUUCAUAGUCUUCUCCCUCCAAACCGCCGCCCAAACCGACAUCCUCCAAUAUGUCGACCAACUCAUCGGCACCAACAACGGCGGCAACGUCUUCGCAGGCGCCACCCUCCCCUACGGAAUGGCCAAAGCAGUCGCCGACGUCGACGGCCAGAACACAGGCGGCUUCUCGACCGACGGCUCGAACGUGACCGGCUUCUCGCACAUGCACGACAGCGGAACGGGCGGGAAUCCUUCCCUAGGAAACUUCCCCCUCUUCCCGCAAUUGUGUGCUGAAGAUCAGGUUGAUAAUUGUGAGUUCUUGAUAGAGGGCAGGGCGACGCAUUAUGUGAAUGAGUCGGUGGUUGCGACGCCGGGGUAUUUUGCGCUGGAUUUGGUGAGUGGGGUGAGUGCUGAGAUGACGGUUAGUCGACAUGCGGCGUUGUAUCGGUUUACGUUUCCGGCGGAUCAGAAAGCCAGCAAUGGAUCGGUGUUGAGUCCGUUGAUUCUGUUGGAUUUGACGGAUCUGAGCGCGAGUCGACAGAAUGCUGCGGUUAUCUUGGAUGAGAAGACUGGCAGGAUGAUGGGGAAUGGGACGUUCAUUCCUAGUUUUGGGAGUGGGAGUUUUGUGUUGCAUUUUUGUGCUGAUUUUGAGGGCGCGACGGUGAAGGAUAAUGGGAUCUGGGUUAAUAAUAGGGCGGGGACGGAACCGAAGGAGUUGUUUGUUACAAGGGGGAUUAAUUUGUUUUAUAUACAGGCGGGGGCUUGGAUUCGGUUUGAGGCGACGGAGACGAAUGAGAUUAGCGCGAGGGUUGGGGUUAGUUUUGUCAGUCCUGAGCAGGCGUGUCAGAAUGCUGAGACGGAGAUUCCUGGUCCGAAUUGGGAUUUUGAUGGUUUACAAUCGAGCGCUGAAGAUGCUUGGAGGGAGAAAUUAGGUGGUGUCACGAUUGAGGCGGGUGGGCAGGAUGAUAGUUUUCUUACAAAUUUCUACAGUGCUAUGUACAGGACGAUGAUGUCUCCUCAGAAUUAUACGGGAGAAAAUCCACUGUGGAAGAGCACGGAGCCAUACUAUGACUCCUUUUAUUGUAUCUGGGACGCCUUUCGAUCUCAACUCCCAUUCUUGACUAUCAUCGAUCCAGACACGCUUUCUGAGAUGGUUCGUAGCCUGAUAGACACAUAUGUCCAUCUUGGCUGGCUUCCUGAUUGCCGUAUGAGUCUUUGCAAAGGCUUCACUCAAGGCGGAUCAAACGCAGAUGUGGUCCUCACCGAUGCGCAUGUCAAAAACUUGACAGGUCCAACGCCAAUAAAUUGGAAUCUUGCUCUACAAGCUGUGAUCAAUGAUGCUGAAAAUGAACCUCUGGAUUGGUCGAAUGAAGGACGAGGUGGUCUUCAGAGCUGGAAGACACUCAACUACAUCCCUUACCUUGAUUACGACUAUCUCGGAUUCGGAACCAAUUCUCGGAGCAUUUCCCGCACACUCGAGUAUUCUUACAACGACUUCUGUAUCUCCACAUUCUCAAAGUCUAUGGGAUUAAGUAACUACACAACCUAUCUCUCCAGGUCCUCGAACUGGCAAAAUCUAUACAAAUCCGACACGAAGAGUUUCAUCAACGGCAACGACACAGGCUUCACUGGAUUCUUGCAACCCAAAUAUCUUAACGGAACAUGGGGCUACCAAGAUCCCAUCCUCUGUUCACCCCUCGAUUCAUUCUGUUCCCUAACCGACAACCCACAAGAAACAUUCGAAGACUCGAUCUGGGAGUAUCAAUUCUUCGUCCCACACGACAUCGCAACACUUAUCAAACAGUGGGGAGGCGUCGAUGCUUUUAUUUCUCGCCUCAACUUCCUCCACACCAGCGGCCUGACAGACAUCGGCAACGAACCCUCGUUCCUAACUGUAUUCCUGUACCACUACGCCGGCCGUCCCGCUCUCUCUGCAGAUAGGGUCCGAAGCUACAUCCCCUCCCAAUUCAACGCCACGACCACCGGUCUCCCUGGCAACGACGACACGGGAGCCAUGGCAUCAUUCACAGCUUUUUGUCUUUCGGGACUGUUCCCUAAUCCAGGGCAAAACGUCUACUUCAUCACGCCUCCUUUCUUCGAAUCCAUCUCUUUCACGAAUCCGCAGAAUGGGAAGGUGGCGACAAUCCGCAAUGUGGGAUUUGUUGCAAAUGCGAGUUUGUAUGUGCAGAGUGCGACGUUGAAUGGGGUGGGGUAUAAUAAGAGCUGGAUUGGACAUGAGUUUUUUUCGGAGGGGUGGACGUUGGAGUUGAUGUUGGGAGAUGAGGAGAGUGAGUGGGGGACGAAGGAAGAAGAUUUGCCGCCUAGUGUUAGUACGGGGGUUGGGGGGAUGAUGGGUUAGAUGGAAGUUGUGGGUUUGAGGAGAGAUGUUGAUGCUCUCUGAGACAUUUCGCUUGGGUAGGCGAGUGAAAAGGGGGAUGAUGUUUCUGCCUUGACAAUGUGCUAUAAGAGAGAGGAUAGGGAACUGGGUACAGGUGAGGAAGAUAAUCCGUCCAGGCAGCGGAGAAUCCGCCUCCAAGAAACAGGCCUUGUUCCGUUGGUGACCUCGAUGCAUUCAAUCACAAGUCACGUGGCAACCGGUGCUCUUCAUCUGUAUCUACAUCGGUAAUGGUAGAAUAAAUGAAUGUCUAAUGUCCCAC
This is a messenger RNA of Mollisia scopiformis, 2723 nucleotides long. RefSeq lists its product as uncharacterized. Bases 53 to 2425 code for a protein of 790 amino acids. Gene Ontology annotation, biological process: protein deglycosylation; glycoprotein catabolic process; carbohydrate metabolic process. Gene Ontology annotation, cellular component: cytosol; nucleus. Gene Ontology annotation, molecular function: peptide-N4-(N-acetyl-beta-glucosaminyl)asparagine amidase activity; carbohydrate binding. The transcript has 2 exons. Lineage: Eukaryota; Fungi; Ascomycota; Leotiomycetes; Helotiales; Mollisiaceae. The record is from RefSeq and is a predicted model, not a curated record.